AUGCACAGUUUCAGGCGUCAUAUAGUUGUGCCGAUCCGAUCACCACUUAUCAUUGUCCUUGAACAGACCAAGCGUACCACAACUUUCGCCACAUACACGCAAAGGCUAAUCAUAUACAAAGUAGAUCACAGCUGUGUAGUGUUAGACCACACACGCGCCACAGCUCGUCCAAGGACGACCACACAGAUGGGAGGCGGUAGCGAGUUAGACAACUCUGUGGUUACAAUAAAAGCCGCGGGCGAUCCAGGAUGCUCUAGUCUGUUAAGUACCAUUGCGCUGCAGAAACUUCAACUAAGGUACUCUAAUAAGCAGUCCGCGCUUAGCUCUAAUAGAUGUGAUAGAAGGAAAGAGGAAGAGAAGAUGAAGGAUCUAGUAAGUCAUAUGUAA
Messenger RNA from Arctia plantaginis, 387 nucleotides. The record is from the annotation of a GenBank genome assembly. Lineage: Eukaryota; Metazoa; Arthropoda; Insecta; Lepidoptera; Erebidae.